UCAGUAGUGCGCGACGCGCCAUAUGCGGUGGAGAUUUGUCAAAUUGUUCAUAUAUAUAUAUAUGUGUAUAAGGGCCAAUAAUCUCACGUGACACGUGUGAAUUAUCGAUAAAAAAAAAAAAAACAUGAACCUUGUUCUUUAAAUAAAAAUUCAAAUACAAUAAUUUUUAAUUUAACUUUUUGAACCAUGUGGUUAAUUUUAAAAUUGAAGGAAAAAGCACAAGUGAAAGAUUUAAGAUUAUUAUUUUAGCAGUUUGUUUAUUUGAAAUGUUUCUGUAAAAGUCUAUUCUGAUAAUAGUUAUCAUGGUGCUUAGAAUAAUGAAGAAUUCAACUGUUGAUGGACCAUUUAUCACAAGAUAAAAUCCUGGACUAGUCCAAACCAACUGAAAGGGGUGUUAUCUACCAGGUGAUAAGCACCCUCCUAACUCUCGCGACACGUCGGCACAACCUUCUUGCUUUGCAUCCGCAAUAUAUAUAUAUAGGAAGGGUUGUUUUUUCCCUACAUAUAGAGAGAUGCGAGGGAAGCAAAAAAGAAGGACAAAAAUAUGAAGGGUAACGAGAAGAGAAAAUUGGAGGACAAGUGAGAGAAUCUACAAGGAUAUUUCUAUUCAUGAUUAUUAGGGAAUAACGAAGAUGAAAUGGGACAUUGUUUUAUAUCUUAUCUUCAUCAUUCCUUAUUUUUCCAACGCAUUUCUUGAAUCAAGAGGAGGAUGCAAUCGAACAGUUAGAAAUUCUGUGGGAUUGAUUAGAUGGACCGGACGAAUGGGAAAAUGUAUUGUUCGAAUUAAAGCCCCUUCAAAGGAUCCUCAGAUAAUUGAACUUCGAAUAAGAAGACUGCAAGUGGGUGUUUUAAAAGAUUCCAAAUGCUUAGGAGCAUAUAUACAAUUCUUUGAAGAUUCAUCAUCAGAUGAUUUGGAAGUAGAUUCUGGACGAUAUUGUGGUCACAUUACAAGUAAUACAACUAGAUUAUUUUUAAGAAAAGGCCCAGAUUUGACUCUAGUAAUGAAUUCAGAGACAAAAUUUGCCGCUGAGAAUCCUGUGAUAUUUUCUGCUCAAUAUUCAAUUUUACCAUCACGUUUGGCAAAUGAACGACAUCGAGGGCUCAUUGGACCCUCAAUCAGUGAAUGUCCACUCGAAUGCAAUAAUCGUAAUGAUCGUCGAUAUUGUCGCUUAGUUUCACCCGGAUAUCCUGGUGUUUAUCCAAGAGGCAUCAGAUGCAGAAUUGCCCUUGAAUCAAGUACAGGAAGAUUUAGUAUAGGCAGUUCAGAGGACAUCUACAGUCUUAUGAAUUACACCCAUCAAGAUGGUUGUAUUACAGAAAAUUGUCAAGAUAUUUUUGAACCUGAGAAACCUUUCGAGACAAAAUCAAGUUAUUUUCAAGCAGCCAGAAUACGAACAUUGAGGAAUACAAACGCAAAACGAGAUGAAGAAGACGAGAUCAUAAUCAGUCAGGAUAAUCGUCCACAACAAAAAUAUCGUCAAACAAUAAAACCUCACAGAACAAGGGUAAAUCUAGGUAGAAAAAAUAACGAUAAAUUAAAACAGAAUGUUAUAGCUAAACAUUUAAAGACCCAAACAAUACCAUUUGAAUCUAAUCGAUUUCGACAUGAAGGACAUUUUAAAGAAAAGAUAUUAUCUUUUAACGAGUGGAAUCCAUUAAAUAAUAGUCCAUUAUUACCACCAAAUGAAAUCAAACGUGAUAAACAUAAUCGUUUUAAUAAUGAAUCGAGAAAAUUUCGAAAAAAUACGAAUCCACCAUCAUUUCUAAGACGUUAUCGAAUUGAUGAUAAGUUAGAAAAUACAAAUUGUUUAAGCGAUUAUCUCGCUUUACUAGAGAAUAUAAAUGGUAAAAUUUUUGAAAUCACAAAAUUUUGUGGUGAGGGUCACAUACCACAGAUCUUAUCAAGAGGGAGAAAUAUCAUUAUUGAGUUUUAUUCCAACAAUGAUGGAACCAUUAUGCAUGAUGGAUUUCAUUUGACCCUACAAGAAAUUGAUGUAGGAAUAAAAUCAAAUUUUGAAAAAAAUUGUGAAUUUAUAUUCAAAAGUUCUGAUAAGUCAAGAGAAAUUAUUAAAUCAAUGGAAAAUUGGUAUCCACCAGGUACAAUUUGUAUUUAUAAAUUUCUUGGAAAAAUCACUGAGAAAGUUUCAAUUCAAUUAAAAAUUGUAAGAAAAGAAUUAAUUACAAACGAAUCAAAUGAUUUAGAGAAAAAAAAUAACAGUAAAUCAGUUUAUUGUAAAGGAAAUGAAAUAACAAUUUACAAUGGAAUUUAUGAGAAUAAUAAUCAAAUGCUUUGGUCAUUUUGUGAUACAUCACAUUCUGAUAUUAAUAACAUUCAGGUGCCCAUUAUUUCAAGCGGAAAUUCUCUAAUGAUUCAAUUUUAUAGCGCUAAAGGAUCUUUUGAUGGGCAGGAAUUUACAUAUAGUAUAUCAUAUAAAUUCAUUAAAAAAUCACACAAUGUAACACGUAGACGGCAAAUUAAAAUUGAAGAAACAAAAUUAAUUUCCCUAAGACCAGUUGAUUUUUCAUCAUUAAAUUUAAAUGAAAGUGAAUAUUGUAAUUGCGAUAUUUCAGAUAGAAUUGGAAAUUUUAAAAGUUGGUUCAUGGUUCUUGUUGUUCUAGGGGUCAUUUCAUUUUUAGGUGCAGUAUUAACGAUCGUUGCUGUCCUAACCAAAUGGUUAAAAAUGCGCGCAAUUGAAAAAAGUUUAUUACAAACUCCAAAACGAUGAAUAUAAUUAAAUUUGAAUUUUAAAAAACAAACAUAUCAAAAAAUAAAUCACAACAAAAAAAAAAUCACAGAAACAAUAAACACGAAAAAGGGAAAUUUAUAAAGUAUUUACCUAUGUAUAGUAUUUUAAUUAAAAUUUCAAUAGCUUACAUUAUUUAUUAUAAAAAAAAAUUUAAUUUAUUAAAAUUUUAUAAACUUUUAUAAAGCAUUUUUUUUUUUAAAGGAUGUAUGUAAUUCAAAACUAGAAUUAUGUGUGCUCAAAAAAUGUGCGAUAAAUGUUUAAAUUGUGUAUUAUAAAACUGACGUUUUUUAAAGAAAAAAAAAAAUGUUGCAUAUGUAUAUAGUAAUUGCGAAAAUAAAUAUAAGUA
Molecule: messenger RNA, 3093 nt
Organism: Leptopilina boulardi
Lineage: Eukaryota; Metazoa; Arthropoda; Insecta; Hymenoptera; Figitidae
Exons: 8
Coding region: 633-2726 (697 amino acids)
Cellular component (GO): plasma membrane
Source: RefSeq, a predicted model, not a curated record